Messenger RNA from Schistocerca nitens (vagrant locust), 816 nucleotides. RefSeq lists its product as uncharacterized. The record is from RefSeq and is a predicted model, not a curated record. The transcript is spliced from 4 exons. NCBI's taxonomy places the organism in Eukaryota, Metazoa, Arthropoda, Insecta, Orthoptera, Acrididae. The coding region runs from base 26 to 772 and encodes 248 amino acids.
AGCGCAUUUUCUUGGCUUCUGUUCAAUGCACAGCAUGAAUAAAUGUUUCUAUGCACCAUAUAAUAUCUUACACUGUCUAAUUUGCUGCACUGUUUACAGCUCUGCUAGGAAGAUGUUGAUGCAGGCACUGUUUGUGGUUGUGCUGGCAUCAUUCUGCAAUGCACAGUUUCAACCACAACCAGCAGGUCGUAUCUUAGAGCCACCUGUUCCAACUCUCUGUGCACAGAGAAAGAUUCAUGAACACUUCAAUGGCAAGGGCUAUUUCUUCUCAUGGAAAGACUCACAAACACAAACUCCUGAAGACUGGCUUGGUGGUCGUAACUGGUGUCGCAUGCGUUGUAUGGACCUUGUCAGUUUAGAAACUACAGCUGAGAACGAGUUCAUUAAGAAGCGAAUUGUUGAAGGAAACCAACGUUACAUAUGGACAAGUGGGCGUCUCUGUGACUUUAAGGGUUGUGACCGCCCAGAUCUGCAGCCCCUCCAUACAAAUGGUUGGUUCUGGACUGCUGAACUGACUCGUCUUCCACCCACAACUGACAGACAUCAAAAUGAUUGGAGUCAUACUGGAGGACUCAACAGGCCCCAGCCUGACAACAGAGAACCUCAGCAGGGAGGAGCUCCAGAGAACUGCCUUGCUGUGUUGAACAAUUUCUACAAUGAUGGCGUUCACUGGCAUGAUGUUGCUUGCCACCACCGCAAACCAUUUGUCUGUGAAGACAAUGAUGCUCUUUUGAAAUAUGUGCGAUACACCAAUCCCCAUCUGAAAGUAUAAAACACUGUAAAUGCUGAUAGGAACAAUAAAAUUUUUAUAACAAG